AUGGGAACCUCCCCAGGUGAUUACCUCACCGACAGCGGCCCGGCGGCAAGGUGGGACCUCCGACGAGCACGCUCGGACUUGGACGGGUUGGUUGGCUCCCACGACAUGGAGGGAGGCACAGGGCUUGUGAAAGGAUCACGCCGAGUAACACGAGCAACACAUAUUAUGGUACAUCCGCCUGCCGAGUACCUUACGUGGGGGGCGUUCAUCGCCAACAACCAGCACCAAGAGGAGAAGAAGAACUGCAAAGCAAUGGCUGGCCAGGCGUAUCAAGCGUAUCCGAAUGCUCGGCAACCAUGUCUAGAGAACUUCCCGGGGUGGAGCCGGGAGACCGAGGGCCCAAAACCAACGGGCCUCUCCGACUGGCUUGCGGCGUCCAACGCCCUUCUCUCGCACAACGCAGUCCUGCAGCUUGCCUCCAUGGGCCCUAUCCGCUAG
Messenger RNA from Colletotrichum abscissum, 438 nucleotides. RefSeq lists its product as uncharacterized. The coding region runs from base 1 to 438 and encodes 145 amino acids. Lineage: Eukaryota; Fungi; Ascomycota; Sordariomycetes; Glomerellales; Glomerellaceae. The record is from RefSeq and is a predicted model, not a curated record. The transcript is spliced from 3 exons.